This is a messenger RNA of Salvelinus fontinalis (brook trout), 8986 nucleotides long. Its product is annotated as low-density lipoprotein receptor-related protein 5-like. NCBI's taxonomy places the organism in Eukaryota, Metazoa, Chordata, Actinopteri, Salmoniformes, Salmonidae. Gene Ontology annotation, molecular function: protein binding. Bases 2576 to 7450 code for a protein of 1624 amino acids. The transcript has 24 exons. The record is from RefSeq and is a predicted model, not a curated record.
AGAUACCACUUUUUCUUUUAAUUGUUUAGCAAUCUUAUGGCUUGGGGUUAGAAGCUGUUAAGGAGCCUUUUGGUCAUAAACUUGGUGCUCCGGUACCGCUUGUUGUGCAGUAGCAGAGAGAGAAGUGUAUGACUUGGGUGACUGGAGUCUUUGACAAUUUUUUGGGGCCUUCCUCUGACACCGCCUAGUAUAUAGGUCCUGGAUGUCAGGAAGCUUGGCCCCAGUGAUGUAUUGGGCCGUACGCACGACCCUCUGUAGUGCCUUACGGUCAGAGGCCGAGCAGUUGCUAUACCAGGCAGUGAUGCAACCAGUCAUGCAACCAGGACCCAUGCCAAAUCUUUUCAGUCUCCUGGGGGGGAAAGGUGUGGUCGUGCCCUCUUCACGGCUGUCUUGGUGUGUUUGGACCAUGAUAGUUUGUUGGUGAUGUAGACACCAAAGAAUUUAACUCUCGACCCGCUCCACUUCAGCGCCGUUGAUGUUAAUGGGGGCCUGUUCGGCCCUCCUUUUCCUAUAGUCCACGAUCAGCUCCUUUGUCUUGCUAACAUUGAGGGAAAGGUUGUUGUCCUGGCACCACGAGGCCAGAUCUCUGACCUCCCUAUAGUCAGUCUCAUUGUUGUCGGUGAUCAGGCCUACCACUGUUGUGUCGUCAGCAAACUUAAUGAUGGUGUUGGAGUUGUGCUUGGCCACAUAGUCGUGGGUGAACAGGGAGUACAGGAGGGGACUAGGCACGCACCCCUGAGGGGCCCCAGUGUUGAGGAUCAGUGUGGCAGAUGUGUUGUUGCCUACCCUUACCACUUGGGGGCGGCCCAUCAGGAAGUCCAGGAUCCAGUUGCAGAGGGAGGUGUUUAGUCCCAGGGUCCAUAGCUUAGUGAUGAGCUUUGUGGGCACUACGGUGUUGAACGUGGAGCUGUAGUCAAUUAACAGCAUUCUCACACAGGUGUUCCUUUUGUCCAGGUGGGAAAGGGCAGUGUGGAGUGCGAUUUGAGAUUGUGUGAUCUGUUGGGGCAGUAUGCGAAUUGGAGUGGGUUUAGGGUUUCCGGGCAUGGUGGUGUUGUGAGCCAUGACCAUCCUUUCAAAGCACUUCAUGGCUACCGACGUGAAUUCUGCGGGGCAGUAAUCAUUUAGGUAGGUUACCUUUGAAUUCUUGGGCACAGAGACAAUGGUGGUCUGUUUGAAACAUGUAGGUAUUAUAGACUCGGUCAGGGAGAGAUUGAAAAUGUCAGUGAAGACAUUAUGGGCUAAGUGUAGUGUCAGCAAGGCAAAUCAAAGUGCAACACUCGUUUGGAGACUGAUAUUGUUAGGUAAUAUAUUUAUAUUAUUUCACCUUUAUUUAACCAGGUAGGCUAGUUGAGAACAAGCUCUCAUUUAGAACUGCGACCUGGCCAAGACGAAGCAAAGCAGUGUGACACAAACAACACAGUUACAGAUGGAAUAAACAAACAUACAGUCAAUAACACAAUAGAAAAAGUCUAUAUACAGUGUGAGGUAAGGCAAAAGAGGUAAGGCAAUAAAUAGGCCACAGUGGUGAAAUAAUUACAAUAUAGCAAUUAAACUCUGGAGUGAUAGAUGUGCAGAAUAGGUGAAGCUAAAAAAAUAAAGGGUUAUGCAUGCCAAAUAUCCUCUCGGUAGAUGGAGUAAAGCCUACAUGGUCAUUUGUUGUAAGGAAGUGUACACCCCUAUAGCCUAUCCUUAUUGAGAAGCGGAUGUUAGUCUUCCGAUAAAUCAUCCUGCACUGGACCAAAAAGGACUAAAUUUGUCACUGUUUUCACAUCCACUGUAGCCGACACAAUAUAUUUAUGAAGUCAAAAUGAUUCUCACUAAGUUAUUUUUGUGUUUUUAGGCUAAGAAGAAAUCAUUUCAAUAUUUACUCCUUAAUAUAAAUCAAUAUUUGACAGUAUAUCAAUCUAGUUUGUGACAGAACACUACAUGGCCAAGAGUAUGUGGACACUAACAUUUUUUUAUAUUUUUAUAUAUAUAAUGUAUAUUUAUUGUACCUGUGAGAUUAUUUUAUUUAACAUUUAUUUAACUAGGCAAGUCAGUUAACAAAUUCUUAUUUACAAUGAUGGCCUACCCUGGUCCAACCCUAACCCGGACAACACCUGGCCAAUUGUGUGCCGCCCUAUGGGACUCCCAAUCAUGGCUGGUUGUGAUACAGCCCGGAAUCGAGCCAGGGUCUGUAGUGACGCUUCUCGCACUGAGAUGCAGUGCCUUAGACCGCUACGCCACUCGGGACCCUUAUAGCAUCUAUUUUUUUAAUAGAAAAUAUGAAUGUAGCAAUGAUCUUGUCAUUGAAUGCUUUGGAAUUCAAUGAGUCUAAAUUAAUUUGUGACAUUAGAUAUGUGCUUUAUUUUAAAAAGGUGCAACUGUAAUUUAAAAACUAUAAAGUGAAACACCGCGGGCAUAAAAUAAUCGUAUGUCUAGUGACGUCGUCCUUUUCCCGCUGUCAUUCCCGUAUGUGCCUCCACGAUGAGGGCAGGCAGGCGGGAGUAGCGUUCCAACAAAAGUAUCGACCAAGACAGUCGCUCGGAUUUUAACUUUAUUUUGCACAAAUAACCAGAAGAAUGGAGUCGGAGUUAUGGAAUUAAAGCUACGAGCAAUUGCAAUGGACGUUUUUCUCGUGGAAUUACUGUUUUAUAGUAGCUUGCUCUCUCUAGUUAAUGGAUCCCCCUUGCUGCUGUUUGCCAACCGGCGGGAUGUGAGGCUGGUGGAUGUGGAGAUGGGAAGGCCAGAGUCAGCAGUGGUGGUCAGUGAUCUGGAGGAUGCUGCUGCUGUGGACUUCCUCUACUCUGAAGGACUCAUCUUCUGGACCGAUGUCAGCGAGGAGGCCAUCAAGCAAACCUACUACAAUCAGUCCACCGGCUCUCUGAAAGAGGCCUCGGGGACAAGGCAAACGGUUGUUGUGUCGGGUCUCGACUCCCCUGACGGACUAGCUUGUGAUUGGCUGGGCCGUAAACUAUACUGGACCGACUCGGAGACCAAUCGCAUUGAGGUAGCCAACCUGGAUGGCACCUCUCGCAAGGUGCUAUUCUGGUUGGACCUGGACCAGCCCAGGGCCAUCGCCCUGAACCCAGCCCACCGCUAUAUGUACUGGACAGACUGGGGGGAGGAGCCUCGCAUCGAGAGGGCAGGGAUGGAUGGAAGCAACAGGAAGAUCAUCGUGGAGGUGGACAUCUAUUGGCCCAAUGGCCUCACCAUUGACCUGGACGAACAGAAACUGUACUGGGCAGACGCCAAGCUGAGCUUCAUACACAGAGCCAACCUGGACGGCUCCUCACGGGAGACUGUGGUGGAGGGCACCCUCACCCACCCGUUUGCCCUCACCCUGUCAGACGAGACUCUCUACUGGACAGACUGGCAGACCCGCUCCAUCCACGCCUGCAACAAACACACUGGAGACAAGAGGAGGGAGAUACUCAGUGGAAUCUACUCCCCCAUGGACAUCCAAGUGCUGGGUUCAGAUAGACAGCCAGACAUCCAUACCCCAUGCAGCGACAGCAAUGGAGGUUGCUCCCACUUGUGCCUGCUGUCGCCCAUGCAACCCUUUUACAGCUGUGCAUGCCCCACUGGAGUCAAGCUCAAGGAGGAUGGGAAGACCUGUCGCCCAGGUGCGGAGCAGGUUCUACUGCUGGCCAGGCGGACUGACCUGAGGAGGAUUUCUCUGGACCUCCCAGAUUUCACCGACAUCGUUCUGCAGGUGGACGACAUCCGCCAUGCCAUCGCCAUCGACUAUGACCCUGUGGAUGGAUAUGUGUACUGGACAGACGACGAGGUUAAAGCCAUCCGCCGCUCCCGCAUUGACGGCACCGAGGCCCAGACCCUGGUCACCACGGAGAUCAACCACCCAGAUGGCAUUGCGGUGGAUUGGGUGGCCCGGAACCUUUACUGGACGGAUACGGGUACUGACCGUAUUGAGGUUACAAGGCUGAACGGAACCUCGCGUCGCAUUCUGAUCUCAGAGAACCUGGAUGAACCAAGGGCCAUUGUGCUGGACCCUGUCAAUGGUUACAUGUACUGGACAGACUGGGGGGAGAAGCCUAAGAUAGAGCGUGCUAACCUGGAUGGAAUGGAACGUCUCGUGCUGCUCAAUACCUCGCUGGGUUGGCCCAACGGUUUAGCCAUCGACUAUGAAGCAGGAAAACUGUACUGGGGCGAUGCCAAGACGGACAAAAUUGAAGUGAUUGACGUGGACGGCUCCAACAGGAUGACCCUGCUGGAGGACAAGCUACCCCACAUCUUUGGCUUCACGCUGCUGGGCGACUACAUCUACUGGACAGACUGGCAGAGGAGGAGCAUCGAGAGGGUCCACAAGACCAACGCCAUCCGAGAGAUCAUCAUUGACCAGCUACCUGAUCUCAUGGGACUCAAGGCCACCAGAGUCACUGAGGUCUCCGGCACAAACGGCUGUGUGGAGGAUAAUGGCGGCUGCAGCCACCUGUGUUUCCACCGGCCCCAGGGCCUGCGCUGUGACUGUCCCAUGGGCCUGGAGCUCCUCAGUGACAUGAGGAUGUGCGUGGUGCCCGAGGCUUUCCUGCUCUUCACCAACCGGGCUGACAUCCGCUCUAUCUCCCUCGGGACCAACUCUAACGACGUUGCCAUCCCUCUCACUGGGGUCAAGGAGGCCUCCGCCCUCGACUUUGACGUCUCCGAGAACAGGAUCUACUGGACUGACGUCAGCACCAAGACCAUCAGCAGGGCCUUCAUGAACGGCAGCUCUGUGGAGCAUGUGAUCGAGUUUGGGCUGGACUACCCAGAAGGCAUGGCAGUAGACUGGAUGGGCAGGAACGUGUACUGGGCCGACACAGGGACCAACCGCAUCGAGGUGGCCCGGCUGGAUGGACAAUACCGACAGGUCCUGGUGUGUAAGGACCUGGACAACCCUCGCUCCCUGGCCCUUAACCCUGCCAAUGGCUACAUGUAUUGGACAGAGUGGGGAGGCAAGCCCAGGAUCGCCAGGGCCCACAUGGACGGCAGCAACAUAAUGACCCUAGUGGACAAAGUGGGCAGAGCCAACGGCCUCACCAUCGACUACAUCGACCAGAGACUCUACUGGACCGACCUGGACACCUGUAUGAUAGAGUCAACCAACAUGCAAGGUCUGCAGAGGGAGAUAGUGGCUGACGACCUCCCUCAUCCGUUCGGUCUGACCCAGUACCGGGACUACAUCUACUGGACAGACUGGAACCUGCGCAGCAUCGAGCGGGCCGACAAGCGCUCUGGGCUGAACCGCACCAUGGUGCAGGGACACCUGGAGUACGUCAUGGACAUCUUGGUCUUCCACUCCUCUCGCCAGGACGGUGCCAAUGACUGCUCCCAGAACAACGGCAACUGUGCCCACCUGUGCCUGGCGUCGCCCGCCGGCUCCCAGUGCCGCUGUGCGUCCCACUACAUCCUGGACUCAAACAGCAGGAACUGCAGCUCCCCCUCUAGCUUCCUCCUGUUCAGCCAGAAGGCCUCAAUCAGCCGCAUGGUUCUGGGUGAGCAGAGCCCCGACAUCAUCCUUCCCAUCCACGUCCUCCGCAACGUCCGGGCCAUCAGCUACGACCCCCUAGACCACCUGGUCUACUGGGUGGACGGGCGGCAGAACAUCAGGAGGGCCCGCGACGAUGGCACACAAUCGUCAGUGGUGGUGUCCACCACUUCCACCCACCUGCAGCAGCCUGACAAACAGCCCCACGACCUGAGCCUGGACACCUACAGCCGUACUGUCUACUGGACUUGUGAGGCCACCAAUACCAUCAACCUCCAGCGCCUGGACGGAGACGCCGUGGGCGUGGUGCUGCGAGAUGAACAUGACAAACCCAGAGCCAUUGUAGUCAACGCAGAAAAAGGGUAUAUGUAUUUCACGACCAUGCAGGAUCGCUCUGCUAAGAUCGAGGGAGCGUCUCUGGAUGGGACGGAGAGGGAGUCUUUGUUCACCACGGGCCUGAUCCGGCCUGUAGCCCUGGCCCUGGACAACAAGCUGGGGAAACUCUUCUGGGUGGACGCUGACUUGAAACGCAUUGAGAGCAGUGACCUCACUGGAGCCAAUCGAAUCGUCCUCCAGGAUUCUAACAUCCUGCAGCCCAUGGGUCUGACAGUGCUGGGGGAGCAUCUGUACUGGAUCGACAGACAGCAGCAGAUGAUCGAGAGGGUGGACAAGCUGAUUGGGGAGAAGAGGACCCGUAUCCAGGGCCGCAUUGCCUACCUCACCAGCAUUCACGCUGUGGAAGACAUGGACCCUACAGAGUUUGCUUCUCAUCCCUGUUCCCGUGACAACGGAGGCUGCUCACACAUCUGCAUCGCCAAAGGAGACGGGACACCUCGCUGCUCCUGUCCCAUGCACCUGGUCCUGCUGCCCAACCUACUCAUCUGUGGAGACCCACCCACCUGUUCCACAGAGCAGUUCACCUGUGCCACGGGCGACAUUGACUGCAUCCCCAUGGCAUGGCGCUGUGACGGCGUCGCUGAGUGUGAUGACAACAGUGACGAGGAGAACUGCCCCGUGUGCUCGGCAAUCCAGUUCCAGUGUGACAAGGGCCAGUGUGUGGAUGCUCAGCUACGCUGCAACGGAGAGCCAGACUGCGCAGACAACUCCGAUGAACAGGACUGUGACACCAUAUGCCUGCCCAACCAGUUCCGCUGCAACAACAAGCAGUGCAUCCUGAAGAAACAGCAGUGUGACUCCUACAAUGACUGUGCUGACAACUCUGACGAGCUCUUCUGUGAAUUCCUCACUCCCCCGUCAAGUGACGUUCAAUCACCAUCUCACACCAGCACCAUCGGCCCAGUCAUUGGCAUCAUCCUGUCAGUGUUUGUGAUGGGAGGGAUGUACUUUGUGUGCCAGCGGGUGGUGUGCCGCCGUUACAAAGGUCCCAACGGAGCCUUCCCCCAUGAUUACAUCAGUGGCACCUCACACGUACCCCUCAACUUCAUCGCCCCCAGCAGCUCACAGCACGGAACCUUCUCAGGUAUCUCGUGUGGGAAGUCUAUGAUGAGUUCUGUCAGUCUGAUGGGGAGCAGCUGUAGUGGGGCACCACUCUAUGACAGGAACCAUGUGACAGGGGCCUCCUCAAGCAGCUCCUCCAGCACUAAGGGAGCCUUUUAUCCACAGAUGCUCAACCCACCUCCCUCUCCAGCCACGGAUCGCUCCCUGUAUAAUGCAGAGAUCUUCUACUCCUCUAACAGUCCCUCCACCACCAGGUCUUACAGGCCUUAUCUAAUGCGCGGUGUGGCACCCCCCACCACCCCAUGCAGCACUGACGUCUGUGACAGCGACUACACCACAAGUCGUUGGAAGAGCAACAAGUACUACAUGGACCUAAACUCAGACUCUGACCCCUACCCUCCUCCCCCCACUCCCCGGAGCCAGUACCUAUCAGCAGAGGAGAGCUGCCCCCCUUCUCCAUCCACAGAGCGCAGUUACUUUCACCUCUGUCCCCCACCCCCAUCACCAUGCACUGACUCUUCAUGACACCCAGAGAAAUAGCCAUGUCUGUAAAUAAUUUUAAAUAUAAACAAAUGAGAAUUAUAUUUUAUUCAUUUCCACUGAUUGCCAUGGGUUAAAGUGGGGAUGGAAUAGGGCCAGAUCAAGUGUGAAGUUGUUGUACAGUGAAUUGUAUCACUUGUCUUUAUUUUUCAUGUUUCCCACCCUCGUUUCAGAUGGAGUAUCCUCCUAAUUAGAAGACUUUCAAUUUGACUAUUCUAUUGGCCUUUGACAAUUCUUAGUUUUCAGCAAAGUACUUUAGAACUUCCUUCAAACGUACCAAUUUACAGUGAAAUUUGAACAAGUCACCAAUAUUGGUUUGAGAAAAUAUUCCAUUCAAAUGUUACACUGGUGAUGUGGCCAGCCACAUUACCAUUAAAAAUACCAAAAUAAUUUUAAAAAAUUGUACAUAAAUGUUUCACAACAGCCAUGAAAUGCUCUUAUUAAUUGAAAUGGUCCUGAGCAUGUCUUUGUUUGAGUCUACCGAAAAUGUGUUUGCUGCUACUGUACAUAUAUACUUUACUCUGAAUUAUGAGAACAGCCAACAAAACAAUUACAAUUUGACAAUAGAUCAUUAAGCUGUUUUAACUGUUUCAAUUAGUAACAUUAUUAUUUUUUUGUGUAGAAUUGUGUAGAACAGUAUGUAUACAUGUUAAUUGUUUUGAAGGAGUGCUUAUGGAAUAACUCAUAAGACCAGUUUCAUCGUUGAUGCAUUUAUCAACCAGAAAUGACAAGGUUUUGCACAACCUUUUAACUCUUAUGAAUCUCUUAUGCAAUGUCCAUGUGACAUACUAGACUGACUAUUCCCAUUUAUUGAAACAAUAAUACUGUUUUUAUUUCAGCUUUUGUCAAUGAGACAAAUGUCUGUAGUUUAGUAAAAGCUAUUCCAUCUUUUCUAAACUAUGUUUGUAGAUUCAAUUGUAGUGAAACCCUCACUAUCGUCACAAACCUUUCAACUUAACUAUAGAUUGAAUUUCAUCAGUGGUGAAUAUCAUGCACCUGUAAAAUCAUGGCUCCAUUAUAUUGUCUUACUUUGAAGAUUGGCAACAUUGUCAAACUGAGCACUUCCUUAAAUGAACUAUCCAACCAGUUAAGAAAUGUGAACAGUGAAUGUAAAAUUACAUAGAGGGAAAUGUAUAUUGAAUUCAUACCUCUUGUGCUUGUUUUCUGAGCUUUUUCUCUGCCAUUUGUAUAUUUUUGUAUAGGCAAUUAACCAUGGUGCUGACAAGUGAAAUUAAAUCAUAUGAUCAAGUGUCAGGCUUCCAUCUGUAUGUUGAACACCUCUGGCUUCUAGCAGAGGUUGUACAGGUUCCUCAGACCUCCACAACACAACCUGCUGUCCUGCCCAUUUCAAGCCAUGUCCUUACUGGAUAGGGACAACUCCAGCUGUACUUCAUUGUGCCAGCAUGUAGAUGCUCCCCAAACAAACCUGUGUUUUGUGUUUAAAUGCCUUGUGUAAUUUACACUUGUGACAAUUUUUGUAUCAAAAGCAUUUUUAUAUAAUAAAGGUUCUAUUUUAAGGAA